Molecule: messenger RNA, 1108 nt
Organism: Neomonachus schauinslandi (Hawaiian monk seal)
Lineage: Eukaryota; Metazoa; Chordata; Mammalia; Carnivora; Phocidae
Gene: FCRLA
Product: Fc receptor like A
Exons: 6
Coding region: 11-1108 (365 amino acids)
Biological process (GO): cell surface receptor signaling pathway
Molecular function (GO): transmembrane signaling receptor activity
Source: RefSeq, a predicted model, not a curated record
CACAGUCACCAUGAAGCUGGGCUCUGUCCUCAUGGCUGGGGUCCUCUACUUUUCUCCUACGAUGCUCUGGACAGUCCAGAUGCUGCUGGCUGGAUAUCAUGCUGCUGCCGGUUUUGAGAUGCUGCAAUGUGAAGGACCGGUCAGGACCCAGGACAGCAGCUGCGAUACCCAGGAGGACUCGACGGACCCAAGGGAAGUUGACUUCCAGGUCAAGGGCUACACUUUCAGUAAACCCUUCCAUCUGAUUGUGUCUUACGACUGGGUGAUCCUCCAAGGUCCAGUCAGCCCUAUAUUUGAAGGAGACCCACUGAUUCUACGCUGCCAGGCCUGGCAAGACUGGCCACUGACCCAGGUGACCUUCUACCGAGAUGGCUCAGCAAUGGGUCCCCCUGGACCUAAUAGGGAAUUCUCCAUUGCUGUGGUGCGACAGGCUGACAGCGGGCACUAUCACUGCAGUGGUAUCUUCAGGAGCCCUGGUCCCGGGAGCCCAGAAACAGCAUCUCCCGUGGCUAUCAAGGUCCAAGAACUGUUUCCAGCCCCACUUCUCAGAGCCACCCCCUCAGCUGAGCCCAAAGAGGGGGACCCAGUGACCCUGAGCUGUCAGACAAAGCUGCCCCUGCAGAGGUCAACCGCCCGCCUCUUCUUCUCCUUCUACAAGGACAGCAGGACAGUGCGUGGCAGGGGCCUCUCCCCAGAAUUCCAGAUCCCCACAGCUUCAGAGGCACACUCUGGGUCCUACUGGUGUGAAGCAGUCACUGAGGACAACCAAGUUUGGAAACAGAGCUCCAAGCUGGAGAUCCGGGUGCAGGGUCCCUCCAGCUCUACUGCAUCCCCCACCUUGAAUCCAGCUCCUCAGAAAUUAGCUGUUCCAGAAUCUACUCCAACAGCCUCUCCUGGACUUCAGCCUCCACUGUCCACCCCUUCUAAGGAUCCAGGCUUCUCCUCUCCUCUGCAGGUGCCAGACCCCCAUCUGUAUCACCAGAUGGGCAUUCUUCUCAAACAAAUGCAGGAUAUAAGAGCUCUCCUUGGUCACCUAGUCAUGGAGCUGAGGGACUUAUCUGCCCUCCUGAAGCUUGAGACCACAAAGCGUUCUGCCAAGUAUGAGUAA